GCCUUAAGGGGUGCGAUGUCUGAAGUACCCAAGCAUGUGGAAGCUGGGAGCGCUGAGGACAUUGGCUUUGAGGAGGAGGAUGGGACUCCGACCGGUGAGCAAAGUGUAGCUAGCAGUGAGGGAGGACUGGCGCCUUGAGUGUGGGGUGGGGGAUGCUUGAGGUCCCCCCUUCCUCCCACCAGCAGCUCUGCGCGGUCAGAAAGGAGUCAUCAGAAAGAGCGGCCCCGAUCUGACCUGGCCUGUGCUUAGAUGGGAGACUUACAAGGUCUCUCCACCAUGCAAGAAGAGGAGGAUGAAUCUGAAGCAACCUCGGUAUCUUCUGGAGACAGCAGCCCCCUAACCCCAGCUGCCAAUGGCUAUCCAGUGGGCCCUCGAAGCAAAGAGCCACAGACAACUGCCCGGGAGCUGUUAGAGGACGUUGGAGAGGCUGGGCAGGAUCGCUUGAGCUCUUCGCAGGCCCCCAGCCCUGAGUGGCACGAAUGCCCCGAAUGCGGACGUGGCUUUGGCACUUCACGGGCUCUGAAGGUGCAUCGCAGCUACCACGUGGGGCGCAAGCGGCCACACAGCGGUUCCUCUUCCUCCAAGCCGCCACCGCCUCUGAUCUUGCCCGGUAACUCCGAGAGCCAGGAAGGGCGGAUAGCCCCAACCUCUGGCCGGGGCAGAGCUUUCCACUACAUAUGCGCCGAGUGCGGCCUGGGCUUUGCCUCUCCUGCCACGCUGGAGGGUCAUCGCUGUGAACAUGGCUGGCGCCGGAGCCCCCCGGCCCCUCCCCGAAACAAGCCUUCGCCCUCCCCUGCCCCCAGGGAGGCCAAUGGGGAGCAGGACGCAGAUGGGGCCGAUGGACCGUACCAUUGCACCGAGUGCCCUGGGGAGUUUGGCUUGGUGUCGGAACUUCACGAGCACUACAUGCUCCAUGCUCGCGGAGAGCUGUAGAUCAUUCUCUGCCCCUUUCCUGCCCUUUCUCCUCCCCAAUGUAAUAAGUGGCACCUGCCAAGGGAUCUGUCUGGCCAGGACUCUGAGAAGUGAAACCUCCUUUCUUUCUUUUUUUUAGUUCCUUGUUUUAGUUCCUUUCUAUAUUUCUAAAAUGAAUUUAGCGUGGAGGUGGGGAGGCACAACUGCUCAGACCCAUCCCUUUGGCAUGCCCUGUCUCCCCAGAGUGGGUGCAGUAUCUGUGGAAGCCCCCCUGCCCGCAUGCAGAGUGUGGGGAGAGGUGCUGCCUUCCCCCUGCACUUAAGAGGAAGAAGCUCUGGAUCUAGCACCUGCAGGUCCUUAGCAGUCAUAUCCCAAAGGGAGCCCAUGUAAAGAGGCUUUUGCAAUGGAAGCACUAGCAGUAUUGGGUUUGUAGCUUGUUUUCACUGAUUGAACCAGGGGAGACUUAUUCCAGGCCUGUCCUGAGGUUGGGGGAGGAGGUAGGGAUGGAUUGAAACCACUUGUCCUGUGUGCAGGGUCCUGCAUCCCAGUGCCCAUCCUCUUCCCAUUAGACAUUUCUCUCCCUAAUGGGAUGCCCGUUGUUGUUGUCAUCCUGUUUGGCACCUGGGGCUGUCCAUGCUGAACCGAAGCUGUAUUCUGUUUGUCUCUGUGUGUGUGUGUGCGCGUGCGUGUGUGUGUGUUUGGCUUUUAAGAGAGCGGCUUCUAGAGAUGGCCUUCAAUCAGCACAAAUCAUGAAUAUUAACAAUCUCUCUUCACAUUAGCUGGGAGAUCUGGUUUAAUAAAAGUGAUUCUGUAUGUGUGA
Molecule: messenger RNA, 1732 nt
Organism: Elgaria multicarinata webbii
Lineage: Eukaryota; Metazoa; Chordata; Lepidosauria; Squamata; Anguidae
Product: zinc finger protein 239-like
Exons: 3
Coding region: 250-933 (227 amino acids)
Biological process (GO): regulation of DNA-templated transcription
Molecular function (GO): DNA-binding transcription factor activity, RNA polymerase II-specific; RNA polymerase II cis-regulatory region sequence-specific DNA binding
Source: RefSeq, a predicted model, not a curated record